UCUUGGAAAUGACCUUUCCCUUCCUUCCGAAGCUUUUUUACCAGCUGCUCCUUCCUCUCUCAUUGCCUUGCAGAGGGGAUUAAUUAAGACGAUGGAUCGAGUAGUCCCCUUUCCUAUAUAACGGGGAGCCCCGCAUUUUCAGAAACCAGCUCACACACACACUCUGUUUAUCUCUCUCUAUACGAAGAAGAAGAAGAAGAAGAAGAAGAAGGAGGAGGAGAAGAAGCAGCAGCUCAUCUUUACUGACAACGUAACAAUGCCUGCUCAGCGUGGAAGAUCCUUCUACGUCCCUCGUCACCUCCGGCAACCCGACGGCACCUCCUUCUUCCCCGCCUCUACCGCCACAUUUCCCCAUUCCGACCUCCCUUCCUUCGUGUCACCUCAUCCCCCUCUCAAUAUCCCUCCCAGAAGCAGACCCAGCCGUGCCCGUCGCGAUGGCACUACUCCCGGCCCCCGGAGGCUGCCGUAUGGCCAGAUUGCCAGCCCGGAGCAUGAUCUAAACAACCAAGAGCCGCUCGAUGAGCAAGGGGCGGCGGAUGCUGAAGGGUCUAAGAAUGGCAGCGUCCUCAUAAACCUCGAGGCGUACGAGGACGCCCCCGUGGAGGCCAGCGGUGCUGACAUUCCGGCGCCGGCGAGCUCUUUUGACGAGAUCGAUCUGUUAGAGUCUAUGAACAAGAACAUCAGCCGCUGCAAGUACGAGAAGCCCACUCCCAUACAGCGCCAUGCCAUUCCCAUCGCCCUGGCGGGGCGGGACCUGAUGGCCUGCGCUCAGACCGGGUCCGGUAAGACGGCGGCGUUCUGUCUGCCGAUCAUUUGUGGCAUUCUGAGGAACGGAGUCAGUAAUGGGAAAAAGCCUGCUUCGAGGAUUGCAUGUCCCACCGCGCUAGUGUUGUCGCCCACCCGAGAGCUGUCCUGUCAGAUACAUGACGAGGCUAAGAAGUUUGCGUAUCAGACUGGGAUAAAGAUUGGGGUUGCUUAUGGCGGUGCACCUUUUGGUCUUCAAGUUCGUAAUCUAGAAAGAGGUGUUGAUGUCUUAGUUGCUACGCCUGGGCGUUUAGUAGAUAUGGUAGAGAGAGAGAGAGUUUCACUGAGAAUGAUCAAGUACUUGGCCAUAGAUGAAGCAGAUCGAAUGUUGGAUAUGGGAUUUGAGCCUCAAAUCAGGCAGAUUGUGGAACAAAUGGAUAUGCCCCCUGCUGGUGCGAGGCAGACACUGCUAUUCAGUGCAACCUUUCCAAACGAUAUACAGAUGCUUGCAUCAGAUUUUCUUUCAAACUAUAUAUUUCUGACAGUUGGGAGAGUUGGGUCAAGCACCGAGCUGAUUGCUCAAAAGGUUGAAUUUGUCGAAGAAAAGGAUAAAAGGAGACGUCUAAAGGAUCUUCUCCAUGCCCGACAAGAAGACGGGCAUCAUGGGAAACGAGAAUUGACCUUAGUAUUUGUGGAGACGAAGAGAGGAGCAGAUGUCCUAGAGAGCUGGUUGUUUCAAAACGGCUUCUCUGCCAUAGCUAUACAUGGUGAUAAAGUUCAAGUGGAGAGGGAAAGAGCUUUGAGGUCCUUCAAAAGAGGAGCCACUCCAAUAAUGGUGGCAACUGAUGUUGCUUCUCGAGGACUUGAUAUCCCUCAUGUUGCCCACGUUGUAAACUUUGACCUUCCAAAAUGUAUCGAUGACUAUGUCCACAGAAUCGGCCGGACCGGGCGGGCUGGUAAGUCAGGCCUAGCUACUGCAUUCUUCAACAGCAAGAACGUUGCGCUAGCAAGAGCCCUCACAGAUCUGAUGAAGGAGACGAACCAGGAAGUUCCUUGUUGGCUGUCUGAGUGUGCUGAGCAAUCUUUUGAUGGCAAUAACAGUAAUGGAAUGUCGAGGAACCACAGGGGCAACAAGUUUGGUGGCCACGAUUUUAGAAGGGGUCCGAAGUUUGGGAACAAGAGAAAUACCUUUCAGAGCAAUUAUGACUACUCAACUUCAAUAGAUGAUUAUAAUCCUUCUUAUGUGAUUGACUCUAAUGGUAAUCCUGCAAAUUGUGAUUAUGAUAUUGCCACUGCACAGGAGGAGGGUGCUUUCGGUGGUCAGUCAUUUGGAAAUGGGCUAGGUUAUGGGUCGGUGGAGGUAAGUGGUUGGGACUAGGGUCGAGGAAAGAUAAAUGCUCUCACUGUUUCAGGCUUUUGUUGUUUUGAGGCUCGUGGGUGACUUGUGAGAUAUUGUCACAGUAUGUUGAUGUUUGUGGCGGGUGAUUGGUGAAAUCUGAGUAUAGAUAGGUUGAGGGGACGGAAGUAGAGUUACACUUUUAUGUCUAUUUGGAUUGGAAAUGCUUACUGUUUUCUAAACAGAAAUUUCAAUGAUGUAACCGGUCCGAUAUCUCUGUCCGAACCUAUUGAUUUUUGUUUUGAACUGUCCCUUCAUUUUUUGUAAAGUAUCUUUUUUUUUUUAAUGAAUGUUUUAAAUACAGUAUCACUAUUGUUGAUA
Molecule: messenger RNA, 2461 nt
Organism: Punica granatum (pomegranate)
Lineage: Eukaryota; Viridiplantae; Streptophyta; Magnoliopsida; Myrtales; Lythraceae
Source: RefSeq, a predicted model, not a curated record